AUGGAAAGUUGCAAGUCCAAGACAGAGUCUCGGCUCUUGCAAUCUCUGAACCAAUUCAUCGGGAUUCUGGCACAUCUAGAGGAUUCGUCCCAGACCUCUACAAGUGCCAGCUCGAAACUGGCGGCAAACUAUCUUCGACUGAACCUCCUCUCACAGCUGCGACAUUUUCAUUCCGUUGCAGACGGGGUCAAAAAGCUGGAUUCGAAAGAGAGGGACAUUUUGGUACAGUGGUGGAUAACGUUACUCAACUUCCUCAACAGCGACUGUCGUGGCCAAGAGCUUGACUCAGGGCAUCCGCUUAUUAGCACUGACGUAUGUUCCGUCGCUCUGGAAUGCGUCAGCCGGAUUCUGACGCUCACAGGGCUUGCCGCCACAUCCAAACGAGAACUGGAAAUAGUGGCCUACCACACCCUUCUGACGGUCCACUAUGUCACAAACAGACUCAUUUUCAACACAAAGCGGCGCAAAGUGAUGGUGACUAGUAAGCAGUUGGCUCCAGCCUUUGUGAAACAGCAACUCAACCAUCUGACUCAGUAUAACACUCUUCUCAAUUCAUUCAUGGGCAAGUUGAUGGCGUAUGCCUUUUUUUAUUUAGAGGCAUCGUUUUAUUACGAUUAUUUGGUUCUCGACUUUCUAGAGCCAGGCGUUUACCCCGCAGCCCGCUCUUUCACUGCAUUUCCUUGGAAAACUAAGGACUAUAAACCUGGCUUCCAGAAGAUUCACAUUAAUCCUCAAGAAAAGAUAAAGGAGCAGGAUAAAAAGAUCUUUCGAAUUAUGAUAUCGUAUUUGAAAAACGAUGCCAUCUUCAUGGGUUUUUACUGGCAUUACUGGCAUAUAGCCUUAACACGGCUCUCUGCGAUGAACGUACGAAAAACUGAUCCACAAUCAGUUCCAGGAUGCAAGCUUCUGAUUCGUUAUAUUAGCAAGAAUCUUGACACUGAUAUCUCAGCAUUUACUCGUUUUCUUAGAUCCCAGGAAAGCGAUAGUUUUCUGCAUACUCGUCCGAACGGUCAAACUACCUCGUUGACAAGUGAGCAGUUGAACAAUUUCGUCUUUGUCAACUUCAAAACCAUAAAGCUUUGGGAAUGUUUGAGAGCAUUAGUCGGAUGUUUAGACCCCGCAAUACCCGAGCUCCUUUGCAGCCUGAUUAGGCUGCAUGACGAUUUGCAUCUUAAAAGGCUUGCCAAGAUACCUGCACAUGACUACCAGCUGGCCAAUCUCAUGUAUAACCGAAUACUCCAGUUCAUUUUAUUCCAAUUUGAAACUAUGAAUCAUUAUUUGAUGGCCCUUGAUUGGCGAAAAUGGAGCGACGGGCUGAGGCGUAUGCUUGAAAGUUUAAAUGUUAAUUGCCAGAGUGUGGCUUUGUUGUCGUUAUUCAAUAUCUGGGAUUUCCUUCCGAUGCAGCAUGACCUGCGUGCCGAAAUGAGUACUUUACUGGUCGUGGAUAUGUGGAAUUCAUUGGGUAAAGAUACGUAUUUCGACGUCGUGAGAAUUCUCUUUUUCAAAAUCGUAGUUUUCCGUUUAUUGAACGAUUCAUCCUGGGAUAACAGUAUGGUGAAAAAUCAGAUUGCUGACAAACUACUGGGAUGCUACCAACAGGCUGUGCAGCUUGCUGAGAUACUUCCUAAGCAGGUACAACCGAACGCCACCAAGGAUUCCCUCAUUUUCCAUAUAAACAAAAAGCUGAUUCUGUCAAAAGUUGACCCUGUUAAUGAAGAUACCUUAAUUCGCGACUAUGAAACUAGUCAGAAAAGUACGGAUAAGAAACAUCAGAUAUUGAUUCCUUCUGUUUUGGCUGUGACAAACGUGAGGCCCUCUUUCUUGAUCUCGCAAGGUCGCUACCCUUUUGACAUUUUAGAUGAGAUGGUUCUCAAGGCUGCCAGGAAAGCUGCUCAGCAACGUCGAGAGAACGCGGUCGCAGAUGCCAAAUUUUCCAGGCAGUUCAGUAAAAGCCGUUCCACGAGUAUCAGCAGUAAAAGUACGAAUGAAUCUGCUCUUGAAGAAGAUGAUGAAACCUCGGUAGCCAGCGCGUUAGGGUCGUUUCUCUCGAAAUUUGGAAACUCAAGUUCAACUACGUCCAAGAAAGCGAAAGCUUCGCUAUCUGAACGACUAGCAAGAGGUACCUACGGGAAGCAUAGAAAAGCUUCCGACAGCGUCUUCAGCACUGAUACCAAGCAGGACAGUGAGUCAGUUGAGAUCAUGUCGAUGUAUUCUUCACUAUCCUUGACGUCUUCUCUAUCGGCAAAUCGAAGCUGCUCAUCAUUAGAAUUGCGCACUCAGCAGUCAAAUAUUUCGUCAGAUUCAUUGGCACAGAGGAUGUUAGGUGUUAAAGAGGAGCUAAGCGAAGCUCCUUCGUCACCGUCACAGAAGAAGAAGAAGCUGUUGGCACCAUCAGAACUUAAAUUUUCGAAGACUGUUAGUGAUAGUACACCAAUUCAGUGGUUUUUUCGCCUGGUUACGGCGCCCAUGUCAGGCUCCUCGUCCUCGGCCAUUGCCAAAGUGCAAGAAGCGAAUGAUCGGUGGGGAAUUUUUAGCGCAAGAACUUAUGAUAAACCGCUGCCCCCAACAGUUGCUAACAAUCUGAACACUGAGCUUGAUGACACUUUUGACGUGUCUUCCGUUACUGCUGGUAUGAAAGACCUGGAUGUUUCUGGAAAGCCCAUGGCCGAAUCUAGAGAACAAUAUGAAAAUAGCAUUUCCUCCAACACCUCAGAGGUUCCAUAUCCUGAUCUGGGUAGCCUGGGGCUCAUAUCAUCAACUUUGCCCACGACUAAUCUCGACGAUCGAACGAUCACGUUCGACUCUAUCGAAGAGCGGCCAAUAGAUUCAAUGGACUGCCUACUGCGCGGAACCGAUUCUGGUGUAAAACUUACAAAACGAACAGCGGGCAUAAUGAGAGAAGAGACUGAACUUUCUAAGUUGAUAAAACUCUUAGAUGUCUACAAUGAUACCGUGGCCGAGCGAACACACUUUCUCAAUUUGAUGCACGACACUCGCGAUAAAGUUAUAUUGGAUUCAGAGAUUAGCAGUUUUCGUGGUCCACAAUCAAGCGGUAAGAAUCUCGUCAACGCUCAGAUUGAGUACUUGUAG
Messenger RNA from Lachancea dasiensis, 3090 nucleotides. The record is from the annotation of a GenBank genome assembly. Lineage: Eukaryota; Fungi; Ascomycota; Saccharomycetes; Saccharomycetales; Saccharomycetaceae.